This is a messenger RNA of Limanda limanda (common dab), 924 nucleotides long. RefSeq names its product protein phosphatase 1, regulatory subunit 3Db (gene ppp1r3db). Gene Ontology annotation, molecular function: protein phosphatase 1 binding; glycogen binding. Gene Ontology annotation, cellular component: protein phosphatase type 1 complex. The coding region runs from base 1 to 924 and encodes 307 amino acids. The transcript has a single exon. NCBI's taxonomy places the organism in Eukaryota, Metazoa, Chordata, Actinopteri, Pleuronectiformes, Pleuronectidae. The record is from RefSeq and is a predicted model, not a curated record. Gene Ontology annotation, biological process: regulation of glycogen biosynthetic process.
AUGGCUGACACUUGUGAUAAAUGGCAGCAGAGAGGUUCUGGUGAGAGGAGUGGGGUCCAGCUUCAGUUCCUCAGGGGCUCCAGCAGCGUGUCCACCUCUAAAACCACCACCAUCCGUCUUCGGGACAUUUAUGACCCCAAGCCUCAAUCGCCCAAACCUCCAGUUCGGAUCCGCCCUCCGCCACCCAGAUCCCCCCCAGUGACGGAGCCCAGUUUAACGCCCGGCUCCACCACCGAGCCCCCGGUGAGGACGAUCAUGAGGAAACGAUCUCAGUCUCUACCUUCGUCUGCAGAGAGGCCGAAAGAGCUCAGGAGCCCGCAGGUGCGCUUCGUGGACUCGCUGGGCCUGGAGUUAGAGGAAGUGAAGGUCUUCAAAGUUCAGGAGCACCCAUUGAUCCCCCAACACGUAAUGUUCAGACUCCUGAUGAGCUCUGAGCAGGCUUUUCGGAAGUCACAGGAGCUGUCCCUGCCGUACUUCAAACCCUGUUUCCCAGAAAACAUGGAAGCUCAGCCCGGCUUCCAGAAGCGUCUCUGCACUCAGAGUGUGUGUCUGCAGCGGGUCCUGUGUUCAGAGCAGGGGAUCACAGGCACCAUACAGGUACUGAAUCUAGCUUAUGAGAAAGAGGUCACAGUGCACUACUCUUUCACCAACUGGAGAACACACACAGAGGCAAGUGCAUGCUGGGUAUCGAGUGCCAACCACGGGGAGAAUGGCGCUCCAGAGGCAGACGCCUUCAGGUUUCGUCUGCCGGUGCCGCCCUUCAUUUUGCAGCCAGGAGCUGUGUUGGAAUUUGCCGUCCGCUACCAUGUGAGAGGAUCUGAUUACUGGGACAACAACAAUGGAAACAAUUACAAACUGUCGUGCCACAGCUACAAAGUGACGGUGCCGAGGGAGUGUGAGGACAGCAUGCUGCAUUUUACCUGA